This is a messenger RNA of Mesocricetus auratus (golden hamster), 4679 nucleotides long. RefSeq lists its product as uncharacterized. The record is from RefSeq and is a predicted model, not a curated record. Gene Ontology annotation, biological process: virion assembly; proteolysis; DNA integration. Gene Ontology annotation, molecular function: aspartic-type endopeptidase activity; zinc ion binding; nucleic acid binding. NCBI's taxonomy places the organism in Eukaryota, Metazoa, Chordata, Mammalia, Rodentia, Cricetidae.
ACCCGGAGCCCUCACCUAUGGCCUCUAGACUGCGAGGCCGCAGGGAGCAGCCCGCUCCGGAUUCCACCACCCUGCCCCUCCGGACUGGCCACGAUGGCCAAUUACAAUACUGGCCGUUUUCUGCCUCUGAUCUUUAUAACUGGAAAAAUAAUAACCCCUCCUUUUCAGCAGACCCCGUGAGACUGACUGAUCUAUUAGAGUCGGUUCUCACUACCCAUCAGCCCACCUGGGACGAUUGCCAACAGCUUUUGCAGGUCCUCCUAACUUCGGAGGAAAAACAGCGGGUCCUUCUUGAAGCCCGGAAGAAUGUUCCUGGGGCAAAUGGACAACCUACGCAGCUUCCAAAUGAAAUUGAUGCUGCUUUCCCCCUUGACCGCCCAGACUGGGACUUCACCACUGAGGCAGGUAGGACCCAUCUACGUCUUUAUCGCCAGUUGCUUGUAGCGGGUCUCCGAGGGGCGGGUAGGCGCCCUACAAAUUUGGCCCAGGUAAGACAGAUAGUUCAGAAGGCAGAGGAAUCGCCAGCUGCAUUUUUAGAAAGACUUAAGGAAGCUUACAGAAUGUAUACCCCAUAUGACCCUGAGGACCCCAGGCAAGCUACUGGCCUGACCAUGUCCUUCAUCUGGCAGUCGGCCGCCGACAUCAGAAACAAAUUACAGCGGCUAGAAAAUUUACAGGGUUGUACUCUACCAGAUGUAUUAAGAGAGGCAGAGCGCAUCUUUAACAAGAGAGAAACCCAGGAAGAGAGGGAAGAGAGAUGGAGAAAAGAGGAUCGAGAAAGGGCAGAAUCGAGGGACAAGAAGCGUAAUAGAGAAAUGACUAAACUGUUGGCCACAGUAGUCGCAGAGCAGAGACAGGAUAGGCAGAGAGAGGGACAACGGGGGCCUCGCCUAGAAAGAGACCAAUGUGCAUACUGCAAGGAGAAAGGACAUUGGGCCAAGAAACAAAGAAGGACAUUUCAAAGACCCAAACCCGGUUCUCAGACCUCCGACCUCCUGAGCCUCGAAGAUUAGGGAGGUCAGGGCCAGGAGCCCCCUGAGCCCCGGAUAACCAUACCAGUAGGGGGGCGUCCGGUCACCUUCCUGGUCAACACGGGGGCCCAACACUCUGUUCUAAAUCGGUCACCCGGCCCCUUGAGCCGCCGAACUGCCUGGGUACAAGGGGCUACCGGCGGGAAACAAUAUCGAUGGACCACGGACCGCCAGCUCCACCUAGCGACCGGUAAGGUGAUGCACUCCUUUUUACAUGUUCCUGACUGUCCACACCCCCUCCUGGGUCGAGACCUCCUAACGAAGUUAAAGGCUCAAGUACAUUUUGAGAAAGCCAACAUAAGAGUCACGGGGCCAAAAGGGGCCCCACUCACGGUGCUGACCAUAGCCUUAGGGGAAUAAUAUAGAAUACAUGAGCCCAAGGAUGACUCUUUUAAGGUCAAAGACCGCUGGCUGACCGACUUUCCCCAGUCCUGGGCAGAGACUGGAGGAAUGGGACUAGCCCUCCAACAGGCUCCCAUCAUAGUCCAUUUAAAGGCAUAUGCUCUCCCGGCCUCAAUUAAGCAAUAUCCCAUGUCCCGGGAGGCCCGCGAUGGGAUCAAACCUCACAUUAGGAGGCUACUGGAGCAGGGCAUUCUAACCCCCUGCCGGUCCCCCUGGAACACUCCCCUGUUGCCAGUCAAGAAGCCCGGAACCAAUGACUAUAGGCCGGUCCAGGACCUCCGGGAAGUCAAUAAGCGGGUUGAGGACAUACACCCCACGGUCCCCAAUCCCUAUAACCUCCUGAGUGGACUGCCACCUGACUAUGUUUGGUACUCAGUCCUGGAUUUAAAGGAUGCCUUCUUCUGCCUACGAUUACACAAAGACAGUCAGCCACUGUUUGCCUUUGAAUGGCAGGAUGCAGACCUGGGAAUCUCGGGACAACUUACAUGGACUAGGUUGCCCCAAGGGUUCAAAAAUAGCCCCACCCUCUUUGAUGAGGCCUUACAUCAGGACUUGGCCGGAUUUAGAGUCCACCACCCUGAGGUCAUCCUCUUACAAUAUGUGGAUGACAUCCUGAUAGCCACCAAAACAGAGGAGGAAUGCCUUAGGGGGACUGAAGCUCUCUUAAAGACUUUAGGAGACUUGGGGUAUAGGGCCUCUGCCAAGAAGGCCCAAAUCUGCCGGACCCAGGUCACCUACUUGGGGUACAGAAUCCAGGAUGGAAAACGUUGGCUAACAGAAGCCCGCAAACAGGCCAUCCUUGACAUCCCUCCUCCCAAGACCCCCUGAAAACUGCGGGAAUUCUUGGGAACGGCAGGUUUCUGUAGGCUAUGGAUCCCCGGGUUCGUGGAAAUGGCAGCACCCCUGUACCCCCUCACCAAGACGGGGGCUGCCUUUGACUGGGGGGAGAGCCAGGAGAAAGCCUUCAUGGACAUCAAAAAGGCUCUGCUCAGCUCCCCAGCUCUGGGGUUACCUGACCUGACUAAACCCUUUGACCUAUUCGUGGCUGAGCAAGAGGGUUAUGCGAAAGGGGUCCUAACCCAAAAACUUGGACCCUGGAGACGACCGGUCGCCUACCUAUUUAAGAAAUUAGACCCCGUAGCGUCAGGAUGGCCCCCAUGUCUCCGCAUGAUCGCCGCCACCACAGUUCUCAUAAAGGACUCUCACAAAUUGACUUUUGGGCAGCCUUUGACUAUCUAUGCCCCCCAUGCUAUGGAGGCGGUCAUCAGGCAGCCACCGGGUCGCUGGCUCACCAAUGCCAGGAUGACCCAUUACCAGACUCUGUUGCUGGACAAGGACCGAAUUCACUUCGGGGCUCUGGUGACCCUAAACCCCGCCUCGCUACUUCCCCUUCCUGGGGAGGCAGAGACUCAUGACUGCUUGCAGGUCCUGGCCGAGGUCCAUGGGCCGAGAACUGACCACACGGAUCAACCCCUUCCCAACCCCGACCAUGUCUGGUUCACGGAUGGAAGCAGCUUUGUACAUCAAGGGGAGCGGAAAGCCGGCGCUGCGGUGACAACUGAGUCGGAAAUAAUUUGGGCCAAGGCCCUGCCGCCGGGAACAUCGGCCCAACGAGCAGAGCUGAUCGCCUUAACACAGGCCCUGAGACUGGCAGAAGGUAAGAAACUCACUGUCUACACAGACAGCCGCUACGCCUUCGCCACAGCCCACAUCCAUGGUGAAAUUUAUAGGUGAAGGGGGCUAUUGACCUCAGAGGGCAGAGACAUUAAAAACAAAAAGGAAAUCCUGGCCCUCUUUGGAGCUCUGCACCUGCCAACCACCCUCAGUAUCAUACAUUGCCCAGGGCACCAGAAAGGCGACAGCCCAGUCGCCCGGGGAAAUCGGAGGGCAGACCUGGCCACCCGGGAGGCUGCCCUGGCCAUGAAAAGACUGGGGGCGACCCGAGUACAUGAUGGUCUCUGGACCUAUCAAGGAAAAACUGUCCUUCCCCGCCUAAUGACUAGAUAUCUGAUUAACAGCCUACACAAACUCACUCAUUUGAGCUCCAGGAAAAUGCGAGAACUGUUAGCCCGGGAAGAAAAUACCCGCCACCUGUUGGGAAUGGAAGAAUUACUAAAACAAGUAACUGAGCGAUGUGACACCUGCGCCCACGUAAAUGCGACCAGGCUAAAGCUACCCAUGGGGACUCGAGCUCGGGGGCACCGGCCUGGGGUGCAUUGGGAAAUAGAUUUCACAGAAAUCAAACCAGGAAAAUAUGGAUACAAGUACCUCCUGGUUUUUGUUGACACCUUUUCGGGAUGGACUGAAGCUUACCCUACCAAGCAUGAGACGGCAAAGGUGGUCACCAAGAAACUUCUUGAAGAAAUCUUUCCCCAUUACGGAAUGCCACAGGUAUUGGGGACAGACAACGGGCCUGCCUUUGUUUCUCAGGUAAGUCAGUCUGUGGCCACCUUGUUGGGGAUUGAUUGGAAAUUACAUUGUGCUUACCGACCCCAAAGCUCAGGACAGGUAGAGCGAAUGAAUAGAACCAUUAAGGAGACUCUAACUAAAUUAUCGCUUGCAGCUGGCACUAUAUCGCUCUUGCUCCCCCUUGCCCUCUAUCGUGCCCGGAAUACACCGGGCCCCCAUGGCCUCACCCCUUUUGAAAUUUUAUAUGGAACCACCAUUCCCUUUGUUCAGUUCUUUGACCAAGAUAUUUCUGACCAUGCCAAUUCCCCCUCUCUUCAAGCUCACCUGCAGGCACUCCAGCUGGUCCAGCAGGAAGUCUGGAAGCCCCUGGCCCAAGCCUACCGAGACCAGAGGAGACACCCUAUCGUCCCCUACUCUUAUCAUUUGGGAGACAGCGUUUGGGUCCGACGCCACCAGGCUAAGAACCUUGAACCCCGCUGGAAGGGACCAUACACAGUCCUGUUGACCACCCCUACUGCUCUCAAGGUGGACGGGAUUGCUGCUUGGAUACACGCCUCGCAUGUAAAAGCUGCCUCCCCUGAGGAUCCGGACCCAGGAUGGAAGGCUCAGCGCACUCAAAAUCCUCUAAAGAUAAGACUUACCCGUUCCUCUCCCUCCUGCUAAUAGCCCUCCUCAUAAAAUCAAACACUGGUUUGGCCUCCAAUCCCCAUACCAUUUAUAAAUUAACCUGGGAGGUUCUCUCCCAAACGGGGGGGAGGUCAUUUAUGCCGUCACGGAACCACAUGCACUUGGGACAUGGUGGCCCACUCUGUGGCCUGAAUUUUGUGAUUUAGUAGC